Pleurotus ostreatus (oyster mushroom) is the source of this 1620-nucleotide messenger RNA. RefSeq lists its product as uncharacterized. The record is from RefSeq and is a predicted model, not a curated record. The transcript has 8 exons. NCBI's taxonomy places the organism in Eukaryota, Fungi, Basidiomycota, Agaricomycetes, Agaricales, Pleurotaceae. Bases 1 to 1620 code for a protein of 539 amino acids.
AUGUCAUGGCCGGGAAAUGUUCAGCGGCCUUCAGGUCCGCCAGGCGCGAACAGGCGAAACAGGACCAACAGAAUAGCGUCUUUGACUCAUAGAGAUGCUCUGUCACGACCGCCAAAUAUCCGCCGGACAUCUGUCUCUGGCCUGACUUCUGGCGCACCGAAGACACAGCGAACAUCGAAAACAUCCCAGAAGCUGGUUGUACUGCCCUCUGCGCCGCAAACGAGGCCACUUCCUACCGCUGAUGAUGAAGACCUGAAGUUUGGAUAUGAAACCGAUGCCGGUAUCCGAGAGUACAAAAGCCAGGCCGAGCGGAUGAACAAGGACCAGCGGGAGCGUGCAGGCUUCAAGAGAAUAACGGCGUAUUGUGUGGCAGAAUCGUUUAGAAUGAAAUUGCUGGCUUCAUUUGUUAAACGAGAACACAACGUCUCACCCAGAAUAUUUGAUGAAGCCGUAUAUUGCAUGUAUCACCUUCCCCUACUGCCCGGCUACGGUCCCGGCUCUAAUUUCCGAUCAUCUAUACCCGUUCCUUCGACGAGUGGCAAAUCAUUGCUGACUCGACUGUCGGAGGCAGAAGAGAAUGGAUACCAGGGGACAUACUUCAACGCGGAAGUCGGGAAAGCACCAACAACUGAUGGGUAUAUCAGCUCUUCGCCUGUGCAGAAUCGACGAACACCUUCGAGUGCCCCCGACACUCCCGAACAUGAAAUACCCGCAUCUGCCUCAGAACUGGAACCUAUGACAGCUUCUUCGGAAACGGAGGCUGAGACGGAGGCGGAAACAGAGAGAGCUUGGACGCCUCCACGCCCCACACCAUCACCCAUGAGACCCCCAGAGGAAGAGGUAGCAGAAGUCGUUUUCUUUGAAUACGGUGUUGCCGUGUUCUUUGGCCUAACAGAAGAACAGGAGAAAGGUAUAUUGGAGGAUAUUGAAGGCGCAGGCGUUGUCCGACGGAAAAUUGCUGAAGAAGACUGGGAAGUGGAAGCUUGCCAUUUCACCCACGAUCCACAAGUCACGUACCCGCGCAUAUAUAACGAUUUUUUCACCCUUAAAUCGCGAUCCCACCUGCUAAAGCUUUCCAUCGCACACGCGCUCGCCCAGUCAACUCUACUAGCUCAUUAUGAGUCCGAGGCGCGCCGAGUUCUAAUGUCGCCUAAAGCAAUGGCGAUUCCAAAACAACUCGCAACAUCUGGUGCCCUGCAGCUGCGGCGUCAUGAAGCGCUGAAGCUCACCGGUAGCUUGUUCAAAUUGAGGAGGGAUGUUAACCUUGUGUCUAAUGUCCUCGACGUACCGGAAUUGUUUUGGAGUGAGGCCAGUUUGAAGGAACUCUACGACGCUGUCCGAGACUACAUGGAAAUCAAACCGAGAGUACAAGUUCUAAACGAGAAGCUAGGCGUGGCUAGUGAUUUUUUGGAUGCUAUACACGACCACCUGAAUAAUUCCGCAAUGGAACGUAUAACGUGGAUUAUUAUAUGGCUCAUUGUCGUCGCAUGCUUAGUGGAACUGGGCGAGGUGAUCGCGCGUCUUGUGGUCCAUGCCACCCUAAAUCCUUCCCAUCCUAUCCGAACUCUCUCGCGCGACGAGGCCUUGCGAACCCUGGAACGUAUGAUGGUGCAGUCCUGA